Messenger RNA from Maniola jurtina (meadow brown), 2170 nucleotides. RefSeq names its product cathepsin L-like proteinase. The coding region runs from base 37 to 1638 and encodes 533 amino acids. Gene Ontology annotation, cellular component: lysosome. NCBI's taxonomy places the organism in Eukaryota, Metazoa, Arthropoda, Insecta, Lepidoptera, Nymphalidae. The record is from RefSeq and is a predicted model, not a curated record. The transcript has 13 exons. Gene Ontology annotation, molecular function: cysteine-type endopeptidase activity.
GAAUUUUUCCCCAUUACUAGUCAAGAGUUAGCCAUUAUGGCUUCCCUAUUCUUAGUUUUGGUUUUAGUGACAGCGUUUGACCCCGGCUUCACUUAUGUUUUGGAAGGCGAAUCGAAAACUUUGAAGUGGCCACCCGCAUAUCACCUGAAAGGCGAUGCAAUUGAUAUUCUAACUGGUGUUAUUAAACCUUUUGAAAUAUGGUACAGCGAUAAAUUGAACCAAUCUCGCGUGGACUACUAUGGAGGCACUGUCAAGCAUUACAUCGUCGGUGAAAACGAUGAGAAAUACGGGAAAGAGUUUGUCGUCAACCCCGUAACAAAUGAAGAAGAAACGAAUGUAAAUGUGUGCAAAGAAAAGGACUUUGAAGGUCCGGCAACGAAUUUCCUGGGAUCCGUCGCCGAUUUCGAAUAUCAAGGCCAAGAAACUUACAACGACAGGGUACUCGACGUGUGGAAGUACUACAAGAAUGAAGAAGAUGACCAGAAAGUAGAACAGAUGCUGUAUGCUUACCAAGACGCAGAUGGCUUCGAUAUACCUGUGGUACGAGAAGUAAAAGCCAGCAACCUAUGGAUUGGUACGCUGAAAGAUCACACCGUGUCCCGGUAUUACGACUUCAGUAAACCUGCAGAUGCUGAUCUGGACUAUAAUCUAGACGCAACUUGCAAAGACACUGUCAAAUCUUCCGAUUUUAUGGAGAAAUUGCACCUUUCGUCCGAUGUUGAAAAGGCGUUUGCCAGCUAUAUCAAUCGUCACAACAAAAACUAUGGAGACGACCACGAGAUGAGGAAGGAAAUAUUCCAAAAUAAUUGGAGACGAGUCGUAGAACACAACAAGAAAAAUCUGGGCUACACGCUGACCUUGAACAAGUUCUCCGACUGGACUGAAGAGGAGCUGGCUAACCUAAAGGGUACCAGACUCUCGGGCGAGCACGUGGGAUCUGUUCCCUUUCCACAUACCGAGGAGGAGGUUGAAGCACUGGUCCAGGAGUUGCCAGACUACUACGAUAUGAGGAUCGAAGGCUACAUCACUUCUGUUAAAAAUCAAGGGACCUGCGGCUCAUGCUGGGCGUUCUCGACAACGGCCGCUGUGGAAGGAGCUCUGGCCCGCAGCAAUGGCGGCAGGGAUCUCGAUCUUGCUGAGCAGUCGAUGGUUGACUGCGCUUGGGGUUUCGGCAACGUGGGAUGUGCAGGUGGUCUAGUAGAUGGUGCCUACAAAUACAUCCUCAAACAUGGUCUUCCAACGCAAAUGGAAUAUGGGCUAUAUUUGGACGAGAUGGGUGAAUGCCACCGAGAAAACAUGACUUCGUUCUACAAUAUCAAAGGCUUCGCCGCGGUCCCUCCGCUCAGUGUCAACGCUAUGAAGGUCGCGCUGUACAAGUACGGGCCCGUGACUGUGUCUAUAAACGCGAACGACCCUCUUUCGGCAUACAACAGUGGAAUUUUCUUCGACCCCUCAUGUAACAGCGCACCUGCAAACCACGGCGUGGUCGUGGUGGGCUACGGCAAGAGAGACGGCGUGGACUACUGGAUCGUCAAGAACUCGUGGGGCGAGGACUACGGCCAGGACGGCUACAUCUUGAUGUCUGCCACCAACAACAACUGCCAUAUACUCGAGUCUGCCUACUACCCUAUUGUCUAGUGUCUAGUCAGAGGCAAGGCUUCGAAGAGAACUUCGAUUACAAACAUGUCUGGAUAGAGCCUUUUUGUUGAUUUGCAUAUAAUAAGUAAGGGAGUCCAAAGGGAUGUAAAGGGAGAUAUGUUUCUAAAAUUACAUAUCUAAAAAAUCAACUAGUCUCUAAAUAGCAACUGUUUGAGGAUUCCUAAAGUUAUCCACUUAGUAGAGAACUUUUAGCAACAUGCGCUCCUGAAAUGACCAUAUCUUCCGCACGACCCACAUAGUUUUCUUAAAAAUCAACCAAGUUCAUUAAUAAGUUCCUUCAUUUCUACCUUAUCUAUGUUUACAGUGGAAACUCGGGUUUACGUACAAUUUCAAACUGCGAAUUUUCAAGUUAAGCUUAAAAUAAGCAUUAUUUUUUACUUAUUUGUUAUUGGUAUUAUGUUAUCGAAUUUAAAGAAAUGUUUUAUUUACGGAGAGUAAUGAGUAUACAUCUAGUCAUCUAAACUCUAAAUGAAUAAGAUUGUUUCAAAAUUGGCGCUUUUCACAUAAAAUA